ACGUGCACAAGCCGUACGCUUUUGGAUAAGAGGCGCGCGGGGAUUUGGAGCUGUUGACGUCAGACGAGUUUGAUUAUUUUGAUCUGGGGGGGUCAAAGAUGGCGGAGGCGGAGAUCAGGCAGAAGCUUCAGAAUCAUUCCGGGCUAAAUCGUAAAGGUGCGUGUUUGGCAGAAGACGUGUGUCGUAAGAUGAGCGGAGACGAGGCGGAGGAGUUGCUUGAAGAAGAGGAGGUGGCCGGGCCUGUUCAGAUUGUGGUGGCAGAUGAAGAUGAUCACCAGUUUUCUCUGGAUGACCAGGCACUGGAGCGCAUCCUGCUGCAGGAGCACGUCCGAGAUCUCAACGUAGUGGUGGUGUCUGUUGCUGGGGCCUUCCGCAAGGGCAAGUCCUUCCUGCUGGAUUUCAUGCUCCGAUAUAUGUACGACCAGAAAUCAGCCUCAUGGCUUGGGGGAAGUGAUGAACCAUUGACAGGCUUCACCUGGCGAGGUGGAUGUGAGCGGGAGACCACAGGAAUCCUGGCCUGGAGUGAAGUGUUUGUGGUCAAGAAACCAGACGGGACCAAGGUGGCUGUGCUGCUCGUGGACACACAGGGAGCCUUCGACAGCCAGUCUACCAUUAAAGACUGCGCCACCCUCUUCGCCCUCAGCACAAUGACCAGCUCUGUUCAGGUGUACAAUUUAUCUCAAAAUGUGCAAGAGGAUGAUCUUCAACAUCUGCAGCUUUUCACAGAGUAUGGAAGACUUGCUAUGGAGGAAAUUUACCUAAAACCAUUCCAGUCGCUAAUGUUUCUCAUAAGAGACUGGAGUUACCCGUAUGAACACAACUAUGGCCUGGAAGGGGGAAAUGCGUUUCUAGAGAAAAGGCUACAGGUGAAGCAGAACCAACACGAGGAGCUUCAGAAUGUCCGGAAACACAUCCACUCCUGUUUCUCUAACAUUAACUGCUUCCUGCUUCCUCACCCUGGCCUCAAAGUGGCCACCAAUCCCCAUUUUGAUGGCAGAUUGAGAGAUAUUGAUCCUGACUUUAAAAAGGAGCUGGCGAAUCUCAUCCCACUGUUGCUGGCUCCAGAGAACUUGGUGGAGAAAGAAAUUGGUGGUUCCAAAGUGACAUGUAGAGAUCUUGUACAGUAUUUCAAAGCCUACAUGAAAAUAUAUCAAGGGGAAGAGCUACCGCACCCAAAGUCCAUGUUACAGGCAACAGCUGAAGCUAACAACCUUGCAGCAGUCACAGGAGCAAAAGAUGCUUACAUGAAGAGCAUGGAAAAGGUCUGUGGAGGAGACAAGUCCUACAUCGCACCAGCUGAUUUGGAGCGCAAUCACGAAGAACUGAAGCAGAGCUCCAUACGGCAGUUCUGUGCCAUUAAGAAGAUGGGAGGCGAGGAGUUCUGCCGCCGCUACCAGGAGCAGCUGGAGGCCGAGCUGGACGAGGCUUAUGCUAACUUCGUCAAGCACAAUGACGGAAAGAACAUUUUCUUUGCUGCGCGCACGCCGGCCACACUCUUUGCCCUCAUGUUUGCCAUGUAUGUGGUAUCGCUAGUGACGGGCUUUGUGGGCGUAAACUCUGUGGCAAUGCUGUGUAAUCUGAUCAUGGGAGUGGCUCUGGCAUCUCUGUGCACUUGGGCCUAUGUCAAAUACUCAGGGGAGUUCCGCGAGGUGGGCUGCGUCAUCGACCAGGUGGCAGAAACUCUCUGGGUGCAGAGGACUCCGAGAAAGGUGUUUUGCAAGCUUUUCGAGGUUGCAAGGAACAAAGUGACGCUGCGCACGCUCCUGCCCACUCGGCGAAACAGACUGCCCUCAAACAACAAUGUGAAGAAGAAAAACUAGUUGCUACAUUCUUUCAUAAACUCCUUUGUAGGACCUUCUCAGCCCUGAUGAGCGAGUGGCCUCGGCCGCACCGGGUUGGGUUUAAGUACAAACUGCUCUGUGUACUCGGUUCCGUACAUUUAUAGAAUGCAGAAUGGCACUUUCAUCAUCCAGAUGUCCUUCAUUCCAUCAUGCUGACAUUUGUAUCUAAUGAAGGACUGAAGUUGAAUAUUUAAAUUUGUUAAUGCAUCAAAUGCUUCUUAUAUGCUGUUUGUUUGGCGUGGUGCGUGCGUGUUGCACAUUCCCUCAGCUUCCACUUCACUUCUGACCUUUCUCUAUUCUCUUCAUUCCGUAUUCAUGUCAUCAUUCCCUGUUCUGCAUUCUCUCAUUGUCUGUUUCGUCCUUUUUGUUUCUCUGCUCAGGUGUUGCAGUGAUUCAGUUUAUUUUAGGCUGAACUCCAUCCAAGCUUGCUUAUGUUUCCAAGUUACAGACAAACUGAUGCUGCACCAAUCAUAGAGCCAAAGUUUACGCCAUUCUUCAUGCACACUCUGUAGUGUGUGUGAUCGUCUUUGAGCGCUUGAGACAUUGGCAUUUAGUGGCUUAGCCACUAGCGGAAGACUGACAUUGGCCUUGUACUUCAAGAAAGGGUGCCCACUAGAGCCUUGCUAAUGAGGUGGAUAGUUAAACGUGCUGUUCUGCUCUCCCCAGUGAGAAAGUGGCACAUUUUAUACUGUAAUUUACUUUUCCACUGAAUAACACAAGGCACUUAAUGGUUAUUAUUCAUAAUGUGAAAGGAUUCUAAAGGAAUCGGGCACUAUCUAUAGAUUUUAAUCGCACAUUUCUUUGUUUUUGUCAGUCUUGUUUAAAUAAAUACAACACUGCAUAUUUUAUUCAAGGUGUAUGACAUGUCUUAUGUUCCACAGUAUUAUAAAAAUUGUGAGAUCAAAUCAUAGAGGUAAAGGAUGAACUGUACCAAUGACGGUAGCAAAGUGAAAUUACUGUACACAGUCGCUUCUAUAGGCCCAUGUGCUGUCUAUCUGCUGUAUAAUAGAACAUAGAUGCUUUGAUGAUUCCAUCCACAAGAUGACGGUUGACGUGAGCUAUCCUGUACAGUUCGGAUUUUUUAAACUCGUCACAUAGGGCAUGUGUAUGGAAAAUAAAUGUAUAACUAAAUUUUCUAUACCUUUUUUGUAGCUGGAACAGCAUCGGUUUUGUGGUAGACUGAUGCCCCGUUAAUUUAAAGGAAUGCUUUCGUGAUGUGUAAAUGUCAGAAGGAUGUAUUAUAUUUUUUCUUUUAUUUAUAUAUUAAUUAUUUACCUUGAGCAUUACGAUUCCACUCUUGCUGACCAAGCACUGGAAUGUUUAUAAUCUUUCACUUGUUUUCAGUUUUUAUUUUAUUUUUUUAUUUUUAUUUUUCAAUACAAUAUUAAAAUGAACCGCUGUAUAUCCAAA
This is a messenger RNA of Tachysurus vachellii, 3251 nucleotides long. RefSeq lists its product as uncharacterized. Gene Ontology annotation, molecular function: GTPase activity; GTP binding. NCBI's taxonomy places the organism in Eukaryota, Metazoa, Chordata, Actinopteri, Siluriformes, Bagridae. The record is from RefSeq and is a predicted model, not a curated record. Gene Ontology annotation, biological process: protein homooligomerization; endoplasmic reticulum organization. The coding region runs from base 99 to 1820 and encodes 573 amino acids. The transcript is spliced from 14 exons.